AUGAAGCCACACGUCCCAGGCAUCCUCAUCGCGGCGCUUGUCGUGGUAAACGCUUACUACACCAUGUCAGUCUUUGCUCCGUCAAUCGAAGAGAUCCACGCUCGAGUCAUCAACGCCCGCGACAAAGCUUUUGUAAUCGGCGCCUCCGCGCCAGGAACCUUUUGCGGCCUCGACAACACCACCGAAUGUCCUGCCGGUACUUCGACACAGGUUGACGAGAGGAUGACUGCCCUCGCUGCUGCAGUCCCAGGCGGCCAGUUCAUCUUUGUCGCCCCCGACGGCACCAUCUCGUACCCAUCCGCCCACUCAGUCCUCCGACCCCCAGGCUCCAAAGUUGGCGGUUUCCAAGCGUCGCAGAUCAUUUCGGAUUGCAAGAUGCCCAUCACGGUCCUGGUUUGGCUACCUGAGGAUGGCAACCGGGGCAUGUGGGCGUGUCCGACUUCUCUCAACAUGCCGAUGGCAGACGAGGCGGUGCUCAAAGCGACGACAGGGGAAUUCAAGGGGAAGGGCUGUUUGAAGGUUGAUGGGGUGCAGAUUCAGAUGGCGGGGGAUAAUUAUGCGGCCUGGGCGUAUACGUGA
Messenger RNA from Fusarium falciforme, 579 nucleotides. RefSeq lists its product as hypothetical. NCBI's taxonomy places the organism in Eukaryota, Fungi, Ascomycota, Sordariomycetes, Hypocreales, Nectriaceae. The coding region runs from base 1 to 579 and encodes 192 amino acids. The record is from RefSeq and is a predicted model, not a curated record. The transcript is spliced from 2 exons.